Molecule: messenger RNA, 2442 nt
Organism: Symbiodinium pilosum
Lineage: Eukaryota; Dinophyceae; Suessiales; Symbiodiniaceae
Source: the annotation of a GenBank genome assembly
AUGGAGAUUGAUCAUUACAAGCUGUUCCAAGACAAGAGCUGCUUCAUUGUGAUGAUGGACACUGCUGGGGGCUUGACAGCUGUCUUGCCUGACGCAGCGGACGAUUGGGUCCUUCAGAAGGAAGGCACCGGCAAGAACGGCGGGCAGGUGUUUGCCGCUUCGAAGACAGGCAAAUGCAAGGCUGUUUGGAUGAAGAAGCUUUUCCAGCCGAUUGUGGAAGCCGAAGAGAAAACCCGCAAGGAGAAGGAGGCCGCAGAGGCUGCGGCCAAGGAGAAGGAGGCCGCUGAGGUUGCAGACAAGGAGAAGGCGGCCGCUGAGGUUGCAGCCAAGGAGAAGGCGGCCGCUGAGGCUGCAGCCAAGGAGAAGGAGGCCAAGGAGAAGGCAGCUGCAGCUCAGACACAGCAGGAGGUAAAGCCAGCUGCGGAGGCUGCUUUGAAGGCAGGCCAGGAUGGCAAGGACGGCGCGGGCGAGAAGGUGGACGCCAAGGACGGCGUGCCUGAGCUGACAGAGGCGGAGAAGGAAAAGAAAGCGGAGGCGGCUGCUGCGAUCAAGCAGGCAGCAGAGGUUGCAAGGCUGAAGGCAAACCUGAAGGGCUUGCAAUAUGCUCUGACGGCUACUUUCAGCAAGGGUUUGGAACAUUUCAUGCCAGAGCAGAAGCUGUGUCCCGGGAAGCCUUUCGCGCUUCUUCCACCGAGUGUGGAGGUUGCAGAUGAAGACAUGCUGCCGUACAAAAGCAUGUAUGCUUUGAUGACGGCAGGCGCGCGGAUUUGGGUAGAACCCGAAUCCUUACAUUGUCUGUGGAAUACUGCAAAGGCUGCUUUCAAGCGAAGUGGCCUCCAAGGUGCGGUACUGCUUGGAAGUCUUAUGACGCAAGUCAACCACGGCCCCUAUGCAUCAGGGGCCAAUAUGUUGACAAAACAGGAAGCAAUGGAGCACAGAAUCGGUCACCUGACUGAUGACGAGUGGGAAAUUCUGCGCGAGGACAUCGCGAUGGAUCGCCUCGACUUCGUGGAUGAUCUCCCGGGCGUUGAUGCAGAUGAGGAGCUGGCUUCAGAUGUUCCCAUGUCAAAGGAGGAGCUGUUGGAGGCCCCGUCCGUGAGCACUCGCGGCCUCUUCGCCAAGUACAAAUCAUGGUUCCAGUCUGUGAUUGCGCUCUGGCUUCUCAACAAGAACUGGAGCAUUGAUUCCGACAUCUACCAAUGGAUCUUGACUUCUGGACAAGACGUGGAGGCCGUGGACGCUUCGGACGCGGUUGAGCAAGAUGGAGGACACCCCGAAGACGCGGAUGAUGAUGAAGAGGCGGAGACUUCCGCGCCCGUCCGGCCGCAGACGCGGGAAGAGCUCUUGAAGCUCAGAGGUUCUUUCCGCAACAACAUGCACUUGGCUGCUUACUUCUACAACGACAGACAUCUUCAGAUACAGUUCCGCAUGAUCUACUUGAGCUGCAAGCCCACCAUUGAGCUCUACAAGCACAUCAUCAGCACUUUGAAGAAGGGGCAGGACGCCUCGCUCAAGUGGUCAGCCGAGCGAGCCUUGGGCGAGCGUUGGUUCCGGGCAGCUCUGGAGACUUUGUCUGCCGUGCAACGUGUUAGGACAGCAGUCCUGCUGAAGCUGCAGCGCUCUGCAGAGGAACCUGAGCGACGGGACGACCCUGUCUUUGAGCAGCAGUUUCAGAAUGUGCAGCAGUUUGCUACCUGCUGUGUGGAAAUGGCAAGCGGCCUGUGCUGGUCACAAGUGAUUUUCACUGUGGGGCCAUCAAUGCUUGCAGGCAUCUUCCAUCCAGAUCAUGCCCUCCGCCAGCAAGUUGUGCGGAAUUUCAGAGUGAAGUGGGAGGCGAUCCUGCACGCUGAAGAUGCAGUCAGGGGACGGUGCGCAGAUGUCGACCGGAAGCACAGUCCUGACAUUGCAAGGCUGCUGAAGGACAUUGCAUUCCCGGAGACACAAGUGGGCCGAGAGAUGUACGAGGUUGUUCGGCGAGGUGGCUUCCAGUCACUCGACCCGCAGACACGCCUUCUGGCGCACAAGAUGUUUGCCAAGGUGCCCACAACCAAAUUCCAUUUGGAGGACAUGUUCUCGCACCUCAGCACCGUGUCCAAACGAGGCGUGAAGAACUUGAAGAUGAACAGGUGGCAGAAGUUCUUCUACAUGUCUACGACUCCCACCCUGCGCGAGAUGAAGUGGCCUCAAGUGAAGCCAACGUUCGAAGAUUUCGUUGCAGCUGGGCAAACGCAGAAUCAAAAAGGACAGUCCACAGCAGGCAUGCAUUUUCAUGCUAAGACGGCUCAGCUUCCAGAAAGCCUCAAAAUCAACAAGGGCACUCUUCACAAGACCUUCAAACCAGCCGGUCCUGCCAGCAAUCAGAGAUCUGCAGCGGCUGCUGCUUUCCUGACGUGCAUUCGGAAAGAUUAUGAACGCUGCGGUAUGGCCUGGGCUGGUCUCUAG